Messenger RNA from Parasteatoda tepidariorum (common house spider), 14331 nucleotides. The record is from RefSeq and is a predicted model, not a curated record. Lineage: Eukaryota; Metazoa; Arthropoda; Arachnida; Araneae; Theridiidae.
GUUUGGCAACACCGGUGGCUUAUGCGUCACCGCUUGGAUACCUGUCAAUUUUGUUGUCCUUUUGGUGUUAUUUUAAAUGGAUAAUUUAAAAUGUUGAAUGCUUUAUAAAUUUAUAUAAAUUUAUAGUGAUACAAUGUCUGAAUCCAUUGAGGGUUCAGCUUCUCCACCAUCGUCAGUGACUCAACCCGUCACAUCAGAAUUAGCUGAUGUGAAUCUGUUUAUUAAUUAUAUUAAGAGGGUGGUACCUGUACUGUUAGAAGAUAGUGAUGACAUUCAUCCGUCAUUAAUCACCGCUCUCUCAGAAAAGUCCAAUAUCGAAACGUUGAAAAAAUUCAUUGGGGACAAUCAGUGUCGUGCUUUGUUGAUUCAGAGAUCCUCAACCAAAGAUGAUGAAGAAGUCACAGAAGCAGGCGGUGAAGGAGAUGAAGAAAAAGAAAAUGUAUCUUACAUUAUAUCAGAUGAUGUACGCUUUACUAAUCCUAAAGUUAACAGUAUUGUGAUAAUCAAGACAUCAUCUGUCAUUGAAGCAGAUAAGAAAAUUGUUACACAAGUUAGAGUGAUGAACCUGAAUGAUGCUUCUCCAUAUGAAACCCUUCAUUCUUAUGUUAGCAGUGCAGUGGCUCCGUAUUUUAAAUCCUAUGUUCGUGAAACAGGAAGAGCUGAAAGGGAUGGAGACAAAAUGGCACCAUCUGUUGAGAAAAAAAUUGCAGAAUUGGAAAUGGGAUUGUUGCAUUUGCAGCAAAACAUAGACAUUCCGGAAAUCACUCUUCUCAUUCAUCCUGUUGUUGCCGCCACCAUAAAGAAGGCGAGUGAUGAAGGUCGAAAAGCUACAGUGAAUGACUUUGGAGAUAAAGUGGAAGAUUCCACUUUUUUGAACCAGUUGCAAAAUGGUGUCAACCGAUGGAUCAGAGAAAUACAAAAGGUUACGAAAUUGGUGCGUGAUGCCUCUUCAGGCACUGCUCUGCAGGAAAUCAGCUUUUGGUUGAAUUUGGAAAGAGCCCUUUUACGUAUUCAGGAAAAAAGAGAAAGCCCUGAGGUUGCUCUCACUCUAGAUAUAUUAAAAAAGGGAAAACGGUUUCAUGCAACUGUCAGCUUUGAUACAGAUACAGGUUUAAAGCAAGCUUUAGGCACUGUAAAUGAUUACAAUCCUCUCAUGAAAGAUUUUCCUUUAAAUGACCUGUUAUCAGCUACAGAAUUAGAUAAGAUCAGAACAGCUCUGGGAGCAAUUUUCUUCCAUUUAAGGAAGAUCCGAAGUACCAAGUACCCAAUACCUAGAGCGUUACGCUUAGUCGAAGCAAUAUCUCGAGACUUAAAAACACAAUUGUUGAAGGUUUUAGGUACCCGCAGACUGAUGCAUAUUCCUUUUGAUGAGUUCGAAAAGGUAUUAAAUGCUUGCUUUGAAGUUUUUGGAACGUGGGAUGAUGAAUAUGACAAACUUCAAGGAUUGCUACGAGACAUAGUUAAGAAAAAGAGAGAUGAACACUUGAAAAUGGUGUGGCGCGUGAGUCCAGAGCACAAAAAGCUUCAAGCAAGAAUGGAACAAAUGCGAAAGUUCAGAAGACAACAUGAACAACUACGCACUGUCAUUGUACGUGUUUUAAGACCCUCUGUGGCUCCAAGAUCUGCUCCGACAGCUGGAACUCCUGUUGUUGAGGACUCAUCUGAGACAAAAACAGAUUCUCUGGAUGCUGCAGAUAUUAAUGCUAUACAGGAAGUUAAUUUAGCAUAUGAAAAUGUCAAAGAAGUGGAUGGAUUAGAGAUAUCUAAAGAAGGUACCGAAGCUUGGGAAGCCUCCCUGAGAAGGUAUGAAGAAAGAAUUGAUCGUGUCGAAACACGUAUCACAGCCAGACUGAGAGACCAGUUGGGCACGGCCAAAAACGCCAAUGAAAUGUUCAGAAUAUUUUCCAGAUUCAAUGCUUUGUUUGUGCGACCUCACAUCCGAGGUGCUAUAAGAGAAUAUCAGACACAGCUGAUCCAGAGAGUGAAAGAUGACAUUGUAGCUCUUCAUGAAAAAUUCAAGGUUCAAUAUCCUCAAAGCAAAGCUAGCCGAAUGAGCAAAGUAAGAGAUCUACCACCUGUUGCAGGAUCAAUCAUCUGGGCUAAACAGAUUGAUCGCCAAUUAUCUGUGUACAUGAAAAGAGUUGAAGAUGUUCUAGGUAAAGGAUGGGAGAACCAUGUUGAAGGACAGAAAUUGAAAGCAGAUGCUGAUAGUUUUCGUGUGAAGUUGAACACUCAAGGCAUAUUUGAUGACUGGUCAAAAACUGUUAGUCAACGUCAACUUGGUGUCUCUGGUAGAAUAUUUACAAUUGACAACAUAAGAUCUCGAACUGGUAAAGGAAAUCUUUUGAAGCUAAGGAUAAACUUCUUACCUGAAAUAAUCACACUGGCUAAAGAGGUGCGCAACUUACGUUGGUUAGGCUUUAGAGUACCGCUGGCAAUUAUUAAUAAAGCUCACCAAGCAAAUCAGCUAUAUCCAUUUGCAAUUUCUCUUAUUGAAAGUAUUCGAUCUUAUGAGAGGACAUGUGAGAAAGUUGAAGAGAGACCAUCCAUUAUUCUUUUGGUAGCUGGAUUGAAGAAGGAUGCUCAAAGUUUAAUUAUGGAGGGUGUCAGUUUGGUUUGGGAAUCUUACAAGUUGGAUCCCUAUGUACAGCGUCUUGCAGAAAAUGUUUUUAACUUUCAAGAAAAAGUGGAAGACCUCUUGUCUAUCGAAGAACAGAUUGAUAUUGAUGUACGUUCUCUAGAAACAUGUGCAUAUAGUGCAACUACCUUUGCAGAGAUCCUUAAUAAGAUACAGAAAGCCGUGGAUGACUUGAGUCUUCACCAAUAUUCUAACCUAAAUAUGUGGGUUAGCAAACUUGAUGAAGAAGUUGAGACAAAGCUUGCCCUGAGACUUGAAGCUGGCAUCAAUGCUUGGACGAAAGCAUUGGAAGGUAAAAACCAACAAGAAGCAGAUUCUACUACUGAUGACACAACUACUGCCCACAAACUUGGUGGUGAUCCACAAAUACAGACUCUUAUUCACGAAAUUAGGAUCACAAAUCAAGUUAUUUAUGUUAACCCCAGCGUUGAAGAAGCUCGUUUUAACAUCAUGCAGCAACUUUUUGCUUGGGAGAAUGUUGUUCUUCUUCAAACUAGAAUUCAAAGCUCCCGCUAUCAGGUUGGUCUAGAUCGCCCAGUCUCUGAAUCUUAUAAGACUUUGUUACGCAAAAUGCCUGAUGGUGCUGUCACUUUAGAGUCAGCCUAUCAGACAAUCGAAAACAAAAUUCAACAAAUGGACUUGUAUGUUAAAGAAUGGCUCCGAUAUCAGGCUCUGUGGGAUCUUCAACCCGAAGCUCUGUACUCAAAACUGGGAGAAAAUAUCAGCCGCUGGAUGAAUACUUUAGUCGAAAUAAAAAAAUCAAGAACAACAUUUGACACUACAGAUGUUAGAAAAGAAAUCGGUCCAAUUAUUAUUGAAUAUGCAAAGGUUCAAUCUAAAGUUUCAUUGAAAUAUGAUUCUUGGCAUAAAGAUGUUCUUGGAAAAUUUGGAUCACUUCUUGGUAAUGAAAUGGCAUCUUUCCAUACUACUGUCUCAAAAUCUCGCAGUGAUUUAGAACAACAGUCUAUUGAAACUGAUUCAACUUCAGAUGCUGUCACAUUUAUAACAUAUGUUCAAUCUUUGAAAAAGAAAAUGAAAAUUUGGGAUAAAAAAGUUGAAUUGUAUAAAGAAGGUCAAAGGAUUCUUGAACGGCAGCGUUUUCAGUUCCCAAACUCUUGGCUGCAUGUCGACAAUGUGGAGGGUGAGUGGUCGGCUUUCAAUGAAAUAAUUCGCAGAAAAGACAGUGCUAUACAAGUCCAAGUUGCUAGCCUCCAAGUUAAGAUUGUGGCAGAGGACAAAGCUGUCGAAGCUCGAACAAAUGAAGUUCUGAAUGAGUGGGAAAAAUCCAAACCUGUAGAAGGAUCUUUAAAACCUCAAGAAGCAAUGGGCCAUUUGUCCCUCUUUGAAUCAAAAUUCAGUCGUUUGAAAGAAGAUAGAGAUAAUGUAAUGAAGGCUAAAGAAGCUUUAGAACUCCAGGAACCAGGCUUGUUGAGUGCAACAGAUGAACGUUUGUUAGUUGCUUUAGAGGAACUUCAUGAUCUUAAGGGUGUGUGGUCAGAACUGGCCAAAAUCUGGGAUCAAAUUGAUCAAAUGAAGGAACAGCCAUGGUUAUCAAUACAACCCAGAAAAUUACGGCAGCAUCUCGAUGGUCUAUUAAGUCAACUUAAAGAACUGCCUGCUAGACUGCGACAGUAUGCAUCUUAUGAAUAUGUGAAAAGAACAUUGAUGAGCUUUACUAAGGUCAACAUGCUCAUUGUAGAACUGAAAUCUGAUGCCUUGAAAGAACGGCACUGGAAACAAUUGAUGAAACAACUAAGAGUAAAUUGGGUCCUAUCUGAUCUUACCCUUGGACAGGUUUGGGACAUUGAUUUGCAGAGGAAUGAAGCAAUCAUUAAGGGUGUCAUAUUGAUUGCACAAGGAGAAAUGGCUUUGGAAGAAUUCUUAAAACAGGUUCGAGAAGCUUGGCAGAACUAUGAGCUGGAGUUGGUUAGUUACCAAAAUAAGUGCAGAUUGAUUAAAGGCUGGGAUGACUUGUUUACUAAAGUAAAAGAGCACAUUAACAGUGUUGCUGCCAUGAAAUUGUCUCCUUAUUACAAAGAAUUUGAAGAAGAUGCUUUAUCGUGGGAAGAAAAACUAAACAGAAUCAAUGCUCUCUUUGAUGUAUGGAUUGACGUUCAAAGGCGCUGGGUGUAUUUGGAGGGCAUCUUUUCAGGAAGUGCUGAUAUUCAAACUCUUCUUCCUGUUGAAACAUCACGUUUCCAAAGUAUCAGUGCAGAAUUUCUGACAUUAAUGAAGAAAGUGACCAAGUCUCCUCUCGUCAUGGAUGUGUUAAAUAUUCCUGGUGUUCAGAGGUCUCUUGAAAGAUUAGCAGAUUUAUUGGGAAAAAUUCAAAAAGCUUUGGGUGAAUAUUUAGAAAGGGAAAGAUCAUCAUUCCCAAGGUUCUAUUUCGUUGGUGAUGAAGAUUUAUUAGAAAUCAUUGGCAACAGUAAAAAUAUACCAAGGUUACAAAAGCAUUUUAAGAAAAUGUUUGCUGGUGUUGCAGCCAUAAUUUUAGAUGAGGAAGAUACAGUCGUCACUGGCAUUGCUUCCAAGGAAGGAGAAGAGGUGGCAUUCUCAAACAGAGUUUCUAUUAAAGAACAUCCUAAAAUUAAUGAGUGGCUGACAUUGGUUGAGAAGGAAAUGAGACUGACACUUGCCACUCUCCUGGCUUCUGCUGUUUCUAAUAUAGGUCCUUUCAAAGGAGGGCAAAUUGAUCAAAAGGAAUACAUGAAAUGGGUUGACAAUUAUCAGUCCCAAAUUGUUGUGUUGGCUGCCCAAAUAUCAUGGUCUGAGGAUGUAGAAAAUGCACUUCAUGUCAUAUCAAAUGCUGGUAACAAUGACCUGAAGCCAUUGGAAGAUGUUUUGACAGCUGUUGAGUCAACUCUGACAGUUCUGGCAGAUUCUGUUCUUCAAGAACAACCUCCAUUGAGACGCAAAAAGUUAGAACAUUUGAUUACUGAGUUUGUUCACAAACGAGAUGUCACUCGUUUACUUAUCAGGAAGAAAGUGUCCAACCCCAAAUCAUUCGAAUGGCUCAGCCGAAUGCGAUUUUACUUUGAUCCCCGCCAGUCUGAUGUCUUGCAACAACUCUCCAUUCACAUGGCAAAUGCUAAAUUCAACUAUGGUUUUGAAUACCUUGGAGUUCAGGAGAAACUUGUCCAAACUCCACUCACUGACAGAUGCUACCUCACUAUGACCCAGGCUCUAGAAGCUAGAUUAGGAGGAUCUCCUUUUGGUCCUGCAGGAACAGGCAAAACAGAGUCUGUGAAAGCUUUAGGUCAUCAGUUGGGUCGAUUUGUUUUGGUAUUUAACUGUGAUGAAACAUUUGACUUCCAAGCUAUGGGCAGAAUCUUUGUUGGUUUGUGCCAAGUUGGUGCCUGGGGUUGCUUUGACGAAUUUAACAGAUUGGAGGAACGCAUGUUGUCUGCUGUUUCUCAACAAAUUCAAAUGAUUCAAGAAACAUUGAAAAACCAACUGAGUCAAAAAACAAAUUUAAGUGUGGAAUUGAUUGGCAAGCAAGUGCAUGUGAAUCCUGACAUGGCUAUAUUUAUAACUAUGAAUCCUGGCUAUGCUGGAAGAUCAAAUCUUCCAGACAAUCUUAAAAAACUGUUUAGAUCUCUUGCCAUGACUAAGCCAGACAGGCAACUUAUUGCCCAAGUGAUGUUAUUCUCACAAGGUUUCCGCUCUGCUGAGAAGCUGGCCAGCAAAAUUGUUCCAUUUUUCAAGUUAUGUGAUGAGCAAUUGUCAAAUCAAUCUCAUUAUGAUUUUGGCUUGCGAGCUCUUAAAAGUGUUUUGAUCAGUGCUGGUAACAUCAAGAGAGACAGAAUACAGAGAAUUAAAGAUACCUUAGCUGAGCAAGGAGAAAAGUUACCCGAAGGCAAAAUUGCAGAGCAGUUACCUGAGCAAGAAAUUUUGAUUCAGAGUGUAUGCGAGACGAUGGUUCCGAAGCUAGUGGCAGAAGAUAUUCCCCUCCUCUUCUCUCUUUUGUCGGAUGUGUUCCCAGGUGUUUCCUACACCAGGGCUGAGAUGAAAGGUUUAAAGGAGCAAAUAAAGAAAGUCUGCCAAGAAAUGUAUCUUGUGUGCGGGGAAAACGAAGAAGUUGGAGGACUCUGGAUGGAAAAGGUUUUGCAACUUUUCCAAAUUUCUCAACUGAAUCAUGGCCUGAUGAUGGUUGGUCCAAGUGGCAGUGGUAAAUCUACUGCAUGGAGAGUGCUUCUGAAAGCUCUUGAAAGAUUUGAAGGGGUUGAAGGUGUGGCUCAUGUUAUUGACCCUAAGGCUAUUUCAAAAGAAGCCUUAUAUGGAACUCUUGAUCCAAAUACCAGAGAAUGGACAGAUGGAUUGUUUACUCAUGUAUUGAGAAAGAUUAUUGAUAAUGUAAGAGGAGAAAUCAGCAAGCGCCAAUGGAUAAUAUUUGAUGGUGAUGUCGAUCCAGAAUGGGUUGAAAAUUUGAAUAGUGUUCUCGAUGAUAAUAAACUUUUGACUUUACCCAAUGGAGAACGUCUUAGCUUGCCACCUAAUGUUAGAAUCAUGUUUGAAGUUCAGGACUUGAGGUUUGCCACAUUGGCUACUGUAUCUCGAUGUGGUAUGAUUUGGUUCAGUGAAGAUGUGUUAUCUACAGAAAUGGUAUUUGAAAAUUUCAUGCAGAAAUUGAGAUAUAUUCCACUCGAAGAAGUUGAAGAAGAAAUAUCUUACAAGAAAAAGAAGGAAGACGCUUUGAAAGAAGAUCUGUUGUCGCCAACAUUACAAGUUCAAAGAGAUGUUACUACAAUUCUUGCACCACAUUUUGCAUCUGAUGGAUUAGUUGUGAGAGCAUUAGACUUUGCCUCUAAUCAAGAACAUGUUAUGGAUUUCACUAGGUUGAGAGCUCUUGGUUCUUUGUUUUCAAUGCUUAACCAAUCUUGUCGCAAUGUGCUUAACUACAAUCAUACUCAUCCUGAUUUCCCUAUGCAGCAAGAUCAGCUUGAUAGAUAUAUACCUCGCUGUUUGAUCUAUGCUCUCCUUUGGUCAUUUGCUGGAGAUGGAAAAUUGAAAAUUCGAUCAGAUCUUGGUGAUUUCAUCAGAGGAAUUACAACUAUACCUUUGCCUCCUAGUACAGCUAUACCCAUUAUUGAUUUUGAGGUUUCUGUAAGUGGUGAAUGGUCACCAUGGCAGAGCAAAGUUCCUCAAAUCGAAGUUGAGACACAUAAAGUUGCAGCACCAGAUAUUGUUGUUCCUACCCUUGAUACUGUGCGACAUGAAUCUUUGCUUUACACUUGGUUAGCAGAACAUAAACCUUUAGUUUUGUGUGGACCUCCCGGAUCUGGCAAAACAAUGACUCUUUUCAGUGCUUUGAGGUCACUUCCAGAUAUGGAAGUUGUUGGUUUGAAUUUCUCCAGCGCUACCACACCUGAACUUUUGCUAAAAACUUUUGAUCAUUAUUGUGAGUACAAGAGGACUCCAAAUGGAAUUGUUUUAUCUCCCAUACAAUUGGGAAAAUGGCUUGUGCUAUUCUGUGAUGAAAUUAACUUACCAGAUAUGGAUAAAUAUGGAACACAAAGAGUGAUAUCAUUUUUAAGACAAAUGGUAGAACAUGGCGGAUUUUACAGAACUUCUGAUCAAGCAUUUGUCAAACUAGAGAGGAUACAGUUUGUUGGUGCCUGUAAUCCACCUACUGAUCCAGGAAGGAAACCCCUCUCUCAUCGCUUUUUACGCCAUGUGCCUGUGGUUUAUGUUGAUUACCCUGGCGAAACCUCACUGAAGCAAAUUUACGGUACAUUUAACCGAGCUAUGCUCAGACUGUUGCCCGCAUUGAAAACUUAUUCUGAUCCACUUACUGCAGCUAUGGUUGAGUUUUAUCUCAUGUCACAGGAACGAUUCACACAAGACAUGCAGCCACAUUAUGUAUACAGUCCCAGAGAACUUACAAGGUGGGUGAGAGGUAUUUGUGAAGCUAUCAGACCUCUUGAAUCUCUGCCAGUUGAAGGUCUGGUACGAUUGUGGGCUCACGAAGGAUUAAGGCUCUUCCAAGACAGAUUGGUUGGAGAAGAUGAACGAGUAUGGACUGAUGAAAAUAUCAAUAUAGUUGCGUUAAAACACUUCCCGAACAUCAGUCGAGAUGCCGCUUUAGAAAGACCCAUUCUCUACAGCAAUUGGUUGUCUAAAGAUUACCUGCCUGUUGAACGACAAUCACUCAGAGAUUACACCAAAGCUAGGCUUAAGAUCUUUUAUGAGGAAGAGUUAGACGUGCCCCUUGUUCUCUUUAAUGAAGUAUUAGAUCAUGUUCUUAGGAUUGAUCGUAUUUUCAGACAGCCACAGGGUCACUUGCUUCUAAUUGGUGUAAGUGGAGCAGGUAAAACGACCUUGUCUCGUUUUGUUGCCUGGAUGAAUGGCCUAAGUGUUUUCCAAAUAAAGGUUCAUAAUAAAUAUAGUGCUCAUGAUUUUGAUGAAGACUUAAGAUCUGUGUUAAGAAGAUCAGGUUGCAAGGAUGAAAAGAUCUGCUUUAUCCUUGAUGAAUCAAAUGUGCUGGAUUCAGGCUUUCUGGAGAGGAUGAAUACCCUAUUGGCAAACGGAGAAGUUCCGGGUCUGUUUGAAGGAGAUGAGUUCACAACUCUCAUGACUCAGUGCAAGGAAGGCUCUCAGAGAGAAGGCUUGAUGCUUGACUCAAAUGAAGAGCUUUACAAGUGGUUCACACAGCAGGUUAUGAAAAAUCUUCAUGUUGUGUUUACCAUGAAUCCCUCAUCAGAAGGCUUGAAAGACAGAGCUGCUACUUCCCCUGCCCUUUUCAACAGGUGUGUUCUUAACUGGUUUGGAGAUUGGUCUGAUGAAGCCCUUUUCCAUGUGGGCCGGGAAUUUACAAACAAACUGGAUAUGGACAAACCUCAUUACCAUGCCCCGGAUUAUUUCCCAGCUGCCUUCCCAGGUCUUGAGAUGCCACCUACUCAUCGUACCGCCAUAGUAAAUGCCUUUGUGUAUGUGCACCAAACUUUGCACAAAGCAAAUGCCAGAUUGUCUAAGCGAGGAGGUCACGUGGCAACUGUCACUCCCAGGCACUUCCUUGAUUUCAUCAACCAUUAUGUUAAGCUCUUUAAUGAGAAACAAGCAGAGCUUGAAGAACAACAACUGCAUUUGAAUGUUGGUCUUCAGAAAAUACACGAGACUGUUGAACAAGUGGAAGAACUGCAAAAAUCACUUGCUUUAAAACGAAGAGAACUGGAGGCUAAAAAUCAAGCUGCCAAUGCAAAACUUAAAGAUAUGUUGAAAGAUCAACAAGAAGCAGAAAAGAAGAAAACACAAUCACAUGAAAUCCAAGCUCAAUUAAGGGAGCAAGAAGAAGUAAUUGCUGUAAAACGAGCAAGUGUCAUGGAAGAUUUAUCAAAAGUAGAACCAGCUGUUCUAGAUGCUCAAGCUGCUGUGAAGUCCAUAAAGAAACAGCAUUUAGUUGAAGUGAGAUCCAUGGCUAAUCCUCCGGCACCUGUAAAACUUGCACUAGAAUCUAUUUGUUUACUACUGGGUGAACCAUCUACUGAAUGGAAAGCUAUAAGAUCAGUUAUUAUAAGAGAGAACUUUAUUAAUACAAUUGUCAACUUCUCUACUGACGACCUUACUUCAGACAUUCGAAUGAAAAUGAAGAACAAGUAUGUCAAUAACCCUGAGUUCAACUUUGAAAAAGUGAAUCGUGCUAGUGUUGCUUGUGGUCCCAUGGUGAAAUGGGCAAUUGCUCAGAUAAACUAUGCUGACAUGUUAAAACGAGUAGAACCUCUACGUGAUGAGCUUCAAAGUUUAGAAACAGCUGCAGAUGAAAAUAAACAUAGAGCUGAAGAAAUGAAUAAUCUAAUAAAUCAUUUGGAAAAAAGCAUUGCUGCCUAUAAAGAAGAAUAUGCAAAUCUGGUCAGUCAAGCCCAAGCUAUCAAAGCCGAUCUUGCUUCUGUACAAGCAAAGGUUGACCGUAGUAUUGCUUUACUUAAAAGCUUGAGUUCUGAGAGAGAAAGAUGGGAAGCCACAAGUGAAACUUUUAAAAAUCAAAUGGCUACAAUUGCAGGAGAUGUUCUUCUUUCUUCAGCUUUCUUGGCAUAUGCUGGUUAUUAUGAUCAACAGUAUAGGAAUAAUUUAUUCAAUUAUUGGUGCACUCAUUUGCAGCAAGCUAGCAUAUUAUUUCGUGCAGAUCUUGCCAGAACUGAGUAUUUAUCAACUGCUGAUGAGAGGUUGAGAUGGCAAGCCAAUGCAUUACCUUCUGAUGAUUUGUGUACUGAAAACGCUAUUAUGCUGAAGCGCUUCAACCGCUAUCCUUUAAUCAUUGAUCCAUCUGGUCAAGCAACAGAAUUCAUUUUAAAUGAAUACAAAGAGAAGAAAAUAACCAAAACAAGCUUCCUUGAUGACUCGUUUAGAAAAAAUCUAGAAAGUGCUUUGAGAUUUGGAAAUCCUCUUCUUGUGCAGGAUGUGGAAAGUUAUGAUCCAAUUCUGAAUCCAGUACUUAACAGAGAGGUGCGUAAAACUGGUGGUCGAGUUCUGAUUACUCUUGGAGAUCAAGAUAUUGAUUUGUCUCCAUCAUUCUGUAUUUUCUUAUCCACUCGAGAUCCCACUGUUGAUUUCCCACCUGAUAUUUGCUCCCGUGUCACUUUUGUUAAUUUUACAGUUACUCGCAGCAGUUUACAAAGUCAAUGUCUCAAUCAGGUUUUAAAAGCAGAAAGACCAGAUAUUGAUGAAAAGAGGUCAGAUCUUCUAAAACUACAAGGAGAGUUCCAUGUUCGCCUACGACAACUGGAAAAAUCUCUUUUGCAAGCUCUUAAUGAUGCUAAAGGUCGCAUUUUAGAUGAUGACAGUGUGAUAAGUACAUUAGAGAAAUUGAAAAAUGAGGCUUCAGAAAUCAUGCACAAAGUAGAAGAAACUGAUAAAGUGAUGAGUGAAGUUGAGAUGGUAUCCCAGCAGUAUAUGCCCUUGUCUCAAGCAUGUAGCAGUAUAUACUUCACUUUAGAAGGCUUACACCAAGUUCAUUUCCUAUACCAGUAUGCACUUCAAUUUUUCCUGGAUAUGUACAAUGAUGUUUUAACCAACAAUCCUCACCUAACGGGCAUGCUUGACAGCAAUGCUAGACUCUCCAUCAUAACAUCAGAUCUUUUUCAGACUGUAUACAAUCGUGUUACUAGAGGAGUUCUUCAUGAAGAUCGGCUGAUAUUUGCUUUACUGCUCUGCAAAAUUUAUUUGAAAGGAUUGUCGAGUGAACCAAAUUUUGAACAUGAAUUCAAUCAUUUCUUGCGUGGAAGAGAAGGAAUUUUGCCUGGACAGCCAACCAUUCAUAUGGGUGGAUUGAAUCCUGAUCAACUUGAAGGAGCCACAGCUCUUUCCAAAUUGCCAGCUUUUAAAAACUUACAAAGGAAAUUGGAUGAUCUGGAGAAUUUCAAAACUUGGAUUGAAAGUGCUAUCCCUGAACAAGAAGUACCCACUUUGUGGAGUGAUGAUAAACCCCUCACAUCAAUUGGAACAGCAAUGCAUGAACUGUUAGUGACACAAGCUUUCAGGCCGGACAGAGUUAUUGCCAAGGCUUAUCAAGUGGUGUCUUCUGUUUUGGGCCAAAAUUUCUUAUCUGAAGCAGAAGUUGAAUUAGAUUUGGGAACAGUUGUUGAAAAUGAAGUGAAGUCUAAUACCCCUGUCCUUAUGUGUUCUGUACCCGGUUAUGAUGCCAGUGGUAGAGUGGACGAUUUAUCCGCAGAGCUUGGCAAAAGCAUUACCUCCAUUGCUAUGGGUUCAGCUGAAGGUUUCAGUCAAGCAGAAAAAGCUAUCAAUUCAGCAUCAAAAACUGGAAGAUGGGUAAUGUUAAAAAAUGUUCACCUUGCCCCUCAAUGGCUAGUGCAACUUGAAAAAAAACUCCACACUCUGAAACCUCAUGCAUCUUUCCGCCUUUUCCUAACCCUGGAAAUACACCCUAAAGUUCCAGUGAAUCUCCUGCGUGCUGGACGAAUCUUUGUUUUUGAGCCCCCUCCAGGAAUAAAGGCCAACUUGUUACGCACUUUCAGUGCUGUACCAGCUCAGAGAAUGAUGAAAGCUCCAGGAGAACGUGCUCGUCUUUAUUUCUUGCUUGCUUGGUUCCAUGCUGUUGUUCAAGAGAGGCUUCGCUAUGCACCACUUGGAUGGUCAAAGCGUUAUGAAUUCAAUGAGUCUGAUUUGAGAGUUGCCUGUGAUACUCUUGAUACUUGGAUAGAAACUGUUGCUAUGGGAAGAACCAAUCUUCCUCCUGAAAAAGUGCCAUGGGAUGCUAUCUGCACUCUUCUGAGUCAGUGCAUAUAUGGUGGAAAAAUCGACAAUGAAUUUGAUCAGCGUUUGCUGAACUCUUUCCUCAGCAAGUUAUUUACAGCCCAAAGUUUUGAACCUGAUUUCCCAUUGGUCACUGGUGUAGAUGGCAUAGACAGCAAGAAUGUCACAAUGCCUGAAGGAAUAAGACGGGACCAAUUCUUACAUUGGAUAGAGAAUCUCUCAGAACGACAGUCACCUUCUUGGUUAGGAUUACCAAAUAAUGCAGAAAAAAUGUUAUUACUCACUGGAGGGACUCAGUUAAUAGCCAAGCUUUUGAAGAUGCAACUUCUGGAGGAUGAUGAUGAGGUUGUCUAUUCUGCUGAUGAAUCAGAAGCAACACGAAAAGCUGACGGACGACCAGCCUGGAUGAUAACUCUUCACAACUCUACUGCAACAUGGCUGCGACUGGUUCCACAGAAUUUGCCGUCUCUGAAAAGAACCGUAGAAAACAUCAAAGAUCCUAUGUACAGAUAUUUCGAAAGAGAGGUGAAUGCUGCUGUAAAAUUAUUACAAACUGUUCGUCGUGACUUAGAAGAUGCAAUUAUGAUAUGUAAAGGGGAGAAAAAACAAACCAACUUCCAUCGUUCAAUGAUUAGUGAUCUUGCAAAAGGUAUUCUUCCCUCUCACUGGCGUUGUUACACUGUUCCAUCUGGUUGUACAGUCAUUCAGUGGAUUACUGACUUUUCUGACAGAGUCAAACAAUUACAGAAAGUUUCAACUGCUUCGAUAUCAGGAGGGACUGCAGCCUUAAAGAACUUACAUGUGUGGCUAGGUGGUUUGUUUAAUCCUGAAGCUUAUAUAACUGCUACUCGUCAGUAUGUUGCACAAGCAAAUGGCUGGUCCCUUGAAGAAUUAGCAAUGGAGGUUAAAAUAGCAAAUAAAGAUGAAAAACCAGCAGAUCUUGAUGAAUGCAGCUUUGGUGUUACAGGAUUGAAACUCCAAGGAGCAGAAUGCUUUGAUAGCAAACUACAUUUAACUCUCACUAUUUCUACUGAUUUGCCCUUGACAACAAUACGAUGGAUAAAAAAAACUGAAACAAAAUCAGCAUUACCAGAGGUGACAUUGCCGGUUUACUUGAACACCACUCGCAGUGAACUACUCUUUACCGUCAACUUACCUGUUGCUGCACAAGAAAAGGAGCAUAGUUUUUAUGAAAGAGGCGUUGCAGUCAUAUGUUCCUCUGCUUUGGGUUGAAGAGGAAAAAAAUUUAUCUGUGAUGGCGCUUCUUUUCUUCCAAUUUAAAUCAUUUUGAAUCCUGAACAUUAAAUUUGUAUGCAGCUAUUUUUUUUAAUUAUCCAAAGACUUUUCUUUUUAAAUAUAUUUGCUGUGAUGGUUACUUUUAAUGUAUUUUACAAUUUUGUUGUUUUUAUGUGAUGGUUGAAUCUUUAAACAUUCAGUGAUAAAUAAUAAUUUCAAGAGAUUGUGCGACAUUAAAGUUUUAAUCAAAA